AUGAGCUACGUUAAGACCGGCACCCACUCGUCGCUGCCGUCGAUCCGCGUCGGCUCGGCGGCCAACUCGCUGCACAUGAGCUCUUACGGAAACCCGAACUCCGCCUGCUCCCUCGGCUCCACCACUCUCUUGCGCCCGCGCCAGAGCAACCGUGCGCCGCAGUCCACGGCGGGCGCUGCGCAGCCGAAGCAAGGACGCCGCCCCACCGGCGUGUCGUUCAUCUCUGCCAUCGACACCGCCAGUACGAAGUUGUCUAUCCCGAUCACCGCGGUGGAGCCGACGCUCGCCUUUGAGGACGAUGGCCUGGUGCCGGGGCUGUGUCGGCUCUACCUUGACGGCCGCUGCCGGCAGGGGGACCGCUGCUUCCAGGUGCACGCCGACCCGACGGUGAUCGCGCAGCUUCGCAGCGAGGCCUAUACGAGCCCCUCCUGCUGCCCGGUGCACGGCGCCAAGUGCAAGCUGGGGGGCUUCCCACUGGGCCUCGCCGUCAUCAUCGACCCCCCGCGUGAGCGUGAGGCGGCGAACUGUAGCGAUGCGAAGGGCGAGCGGGAGAGCGCCAGCACUGUGGACUCGUCCUCCAACGGUGAGACGAGCAACUCAGCCAGCGGCGCGGAGGCAAAGGAUGCGAAGGAGAAGGACAUGGAGCACAAGGCGGUCAUCAUGCUGCACAACGUGUGCCCCACUCGCUACCUCUGGGCGCGCUACGAAGAGACCGGCAGCAUGCUGAUUCACGUGCCCAAGUCGAAGAUCUGUCGCGAGCACCGCAAAGGUCUCUGCCGCUUCGGUGACGAAUGCAGCUUCCUGCACGUCUGCCGUGAGAUCCCGCUCGCCGGCAGCAAUGAGGAGUUCUUCAGCCCCGAGCACAGCCGUAGCCACAGCCGUACCCUUUCCCGCCUACCGCAGGGAAGCAUGCCGGACUUCGGCUCGCAUCCGCCCUCCUUCGCAGCGGCGAACGGCUCGCUGCACCAGAGCGUGCACUCGCACUCCGCUUCCCAUUCUAUGGCGAACACGUCAGCGCUCUACCCAAACAGCAUUCUCGUGCCGCAGAACGGGUCCUUCUUGGAGGGCUCGUUUAGCUGCAACCAAUCCGGGCCGGACAACCACACCCGUGACUCGCAGCCACUGCUGCGCCCGUUGGGUGGAGUGCAGUCCUCUCACACAAACCCGGCGGUCCACGGGCACGGCAGUUUUUCUACUGCCAGUAGCAUGCACGCCCGCGGGUCCUUCUCGCACAACCCCUACGCAGAGGCCUCCUCGUUCCACAACUAA
Molecule: messenger RNA, 1269 nt
Organism: Leptomonas pyrrhocoris
Lineage: Eukaryota; Euglenozoa; Kinetoplastea; Trypanosomatida; Trypanosomatidae
Exons: 1
Coding region: 1-1269 (422 amino acids)
Molecular function (GO): metal ion binding
Source: RefSeq, a predicted model, not a curated record